Piliocolobus tephrosceles (Ugandan red Colobus) is the source of this 2507-nucleotide messenger RNA. RefSeq names its product T-box transcription factor 19. The record is from RefSeq and is a predicted model, not a curated record. Lineage: Eukaryota; Metazoa; Chordata; Mammalia; Primates; Cercopithecidae. Gene Ontology annotation, molecular function: DNA-binding transcription factor activity, RNA polymerase II-specific; RNA polymerase II cis-regulatory region sequence-specific DNA binding. Gene Ontology annotation, biological process: mesoderm formation; vesicle-mediated transport; cell fate specification. The transcript has 14 exons. Gene Ontology annotation, cellular component: nucleus; membrane; chromatin. Bases 172 to 1758 code for a protein of 528 amino acids.
GGGCGCGCGGGGCAUGCCGGGCGGCCCCAGGUGGGCAGGUGCCUGGGCGGGGCGCGCCGCGGUUGGCGCCCGGGUGGCGGGGCGGCUGCCUAGUACCCGGAAGAGCCGUCAACUUCGCGAGGCGCAACAGGCUGCAGCUGAGGGGCUGGAGCCGGUGGGUACUGGGCCGCAAUGGACAAGCUGAAGAAGGUGCUGAGCGGGGAGGACACGGAGGACCGGAGCGGCCUGUCCGAGGUUGUUGAGGCAUCUUCAUUAAGCUGGGGGACCAGGAUAAAAGGCUUCAUUGCGUGUUUUGCUAUAGGAAUUCUCUGCUCAGUGCUGGGUACUCUUCUGCUGUGGGUGCCCAGGAAGGGAUUACACCUCUUCGCAGUGUUUUAUACCUUUGGUAAUAUCGCAUCAAUUGGGAGUACCAUCUUCCUCAUGGGACCAGUGAAACAGCUGAAGCGAAUGUUUGAGCCUACACGUUUGAUUGCAACUAUCAUGGUGCUGUUGUGUUUUGCACUUACCCUGUGUUCUGCCUUUUGGUGGCAUAACAAGGGACUUGCACUUAUCUUCUGCAUUUUGCAGUCUUUGGCACUGACGUGGUAUAGCCUUUCCUUCAUACCAUUUGCAAGACGGAUGUUUCCAGUCCUAAAGAUUAGUGUCACAGGGUUGGACCCCAAUGCCAUGUACUCCCUCCUGCUGGACUUUGUCCCUACGGACAGUCACCGCUGGAAGUAUGUCAAUGGGGAAUGGGUGCCCGCUGGCAAGCCAGAGGUCUCCAGCCACAGCUGCGUCUACAUUCACCCGGACUCCCCCAACUUUGGGGCCCACUGGAUGAAAGCUCCCAUCUCCUUCAGCAAAGUGAAGCUGACCAACAAGCUCAAUGGAGGCGGGCAGAUAAUGUUGAAUUCUCUGCAUAAGUAUGAACCCCAGGUUCACAUAGUGCGUGUUGGAAGUGCUCAUCGAAUGGUAACGAACUGCUCCUUCCCUGAAACCCAGUUCAUAGCCGUGACUGCGUAUCAGAAUGAGGAGAUAACAGCUCUCAAAAUCAAGUACAAUCCUUUUGCCAAAGCCUUCUUGGAUGCCAAGGAAAGAAAUCACCUAAGAGACGUUCCGGAGGCUCUCUCUGAAAGCCAGCAUGUGACCUGUUCUCACUUGGGAGGCUGGAUCUUUUCCAAUCCGGAAGGAGUGUGCACAGCAGGAAACUCGAAUUACCAGUAUGCCGCUCCUCUGCCUCUGCCUGCUCCCCACACCCACCAUGGCUGUGAGCACUAUUCGGGCCUCCGAGGACACCGGCAGACUCCCUACCCUUCUGCAUACAUGCAUAGAAACCAUUCUCCCUCAGUGAAUUUGAUAGAAAGCUCAAGCAAUAAUCUGCAAGUUUUCUCGGGACCUGACAGCUGGACUUCCUUAUCCUCCACACCCCAUGCCAGCAUCCUGUCUGUACCCCACACCAACGGACCAAUCAAUCCAGGUCCCAGCCCCUAUCCGUGCCUGUGGACCAUCAGCAAUGGUGCCGGAGGCCCCACUGGGCCAGGCCCGGAGGUGCAUGCCAGCGCCCCAGGAGCAUAUCUCCUCGGAAACCCAGCUGUGACUUCACCCCCUUCUGUGCUCUCCACCCAAGCACCCACUUCGGCUGGUGUGGAGGUUCUGGGGGAGCCCUCGCUAACCAGCAUUGCUGUGUCCACCUGGACAGCAGUGGCCUCGCAUCCCUUCGCGGGCUGGGGUGGCCCAGGAGCGGGUGGGCACCAUUCUCCUUCCUCAUUGGAUGGUUAAGCAGGAUCCUAGGAGCCUCUAUCCACAGAGAUCCUUCUAUGUGUAGAGCGCUUAGAAACCCCAUCUACUGAUUUAGUGAGUCAGACUGUGGAAUCUCCCUUCCCACUAGCUGGAGGCGGAGGUGAGUUAUUACAGAAGUCAUACUGGGAAAGGGUUCAGUUUGGAUGAUGCUAGUUAUGUCAAUUGCAUCUCUCCACCAUUUUCUUCUGCACUCCCAUUUUCUCUGCAGCUUAUUCUUGCCAUGCUUAGGUGACAGAAGUUUGUGAAGUACCGUCCUUGUGCUCUGCCCCUUACUCUCAAAUCGUUCUGGAAAGCCUCACUUCCUUUUCUGUGGAGAAGGUGCAAAGCUGUUAAAUGAGCUCAAAGUUUACCUAUCUAAGGCCACUGCUUCCUGCUUUGUGCAGCCUGGAAAGUAUGUGUGGUUACGGAGCUCAGGUUUGCACUUCUGCUUUGAGACCAGGCGUGGGUGUAAGCCAUAGAGUAAGGUUAACAAAAAGAAUAAAGCUCAUCAUGUAUUCCUCAUAGCAGUGUGCCCAGACUUGUGGAAAUGAAGUCAUGUCACUCCUCUGCUCACAAACCUUCAAUGGUUCACCAUCACCAAUGGAAUGAGUCAGAUCUCCUCACUAUAGCUGGGUGUGGUAGCUUAAGCCUAUAAUCUCAGCCCUUUUGGAGGCCAAGGUAGGAGGAUCGUGUGAGGUCAGGAGUCUGAGACCAGCCUGUGCAACAAAGUGAGAGCCUGUCUCUACAAA